Orycteropus afer afer is the source of this 1089-nucleotide messenger RNA. RefSeq names its product olfactory receptor 10R2-like. Gene Ontology annotation, biological process: G protein-coupled receptor signaling pathway. Gene Ontology annotation, molecular function: G protein-coupled receptor activity; olfactory receptor activity. Gene Ontology annotation, cellular component: membrane. The record is from RefSeq and is a predicted model, not a curated record. Lineage: Eukaryota; Metazoa; Chordata; Mammalia; Tubulidentata; Orycteropodidae.
AUGUCUCAUUCUUCUUCAUAUAAUCCAGCUUCUCGAAAUAUCUGCUCAACAUAUAAAUUGAAUAAGUAUGGAGGAGAACUACCAUACCCUCUUAUAUCCGUGUACCUGAAUAUGGUUUACCUUUAUCCUUCCUCUCUAUAGGUCAUGGCAGAAAACCUCACCAUGGUCACUGAGUUCCUGUUGUUAGGUUUUUCAAGCCUUGGUGAAAUUCAGCUUGUCCUCUUUGUGGUUUUCCUCUUUCUGUAUCUGAUCAUUCUGAGUGGCAAUGUCACUAUCAUCAGUAUCAUCUGCCUCAAUCGAAGCCUCCACACACCAAUGUACUUUUUCCUUGGAAUUCUUUCCGCCUCUGAGACUUUCUACACCUUUGUCAUCCUACCCAAGAUGCUUGUCAAUCUACUUUCUGUGGCCAGGACAAUAUCCUUCAAUUGCUGUGUCAUUCAAAUGUUCUUUUUCCUUGGUUUUGCUAUUACCAACUGCCUGCUAUUGGGUGUGAUGGGUUAUGAUCGUUAUGCUGCCAUUUGUCACCCUCUGCAUUACCCAAUCCUUAUGAAUUGGCAGGUGUGUGGAAAACUGGCAGCUGCCUGUGGGGUUGGUGGUUUCUUGUCCUCUUUUAUGGUAGUAAAUUUAGUUUUUAGACUUCCUUUCUGUAAUGCCAACAAGAUCAACCAUUACUUUUGUGAUAUCUCACCAGUCAUUCGUCUGGCUUGCACCAAUACAGAUGUUCAUGAAUUUGUCAUCUUCAUCUGUGGAGUUCUAGUACUUGUGGUCCCCUUUUUCUUCAUUUGCAUAUCUUACCUCUGCAUCCUGAGGACAAUCCUGAAGAUUCCCUCGGCUGAGGGACGGAAGAAAGCCUUUUCUACGUGUUCCUCUCACCUCACUGUUGUCUUUGUUCACUAUGGCUGUGCUUCCUUCAUCUACCUGAGGCCGACAGCAAGCUAUGUCUCCAAUAAAGACAGGCUGGUAACAGUAAUAUACACCAUUGUCACCCCAUUACUAAAUCCCAUGGUAUAUAGCUUCAGAAACAAGGAUGUCCAGUUUGCAAUCAGAAAAGUGUUAGGAGAGAAAGGACCUCUAAAAUUAUAUAAAUGA